Rotaria sordida is the source of this 266-nucleotide messenger RNA. The record is from the annotation of a GenBank genome assembly. NCBI's taxonomy places the organism in Eukaryota, Metazoa, Rotifera, Eurotatoria, Philodinida, Philodinidae.
AAUUAGAUUAAAAUUUUUGUUUUUUUUAAAUUAUUUUUUUUUUCUAUCAGAGUUUUGGGUUUGGUGAAGGUGUUAAUUUUCAAAUGUCAUUUGGUGUUGGUGCUUUUCCAUUUGGUCUAUUUCAAACAACACUUGCAACAAAUAAUACCAAUCAUACUUAUGAUCUACCACCACCUGGUACACCAGAACGUUAUCAACAUGAAUUGUUAUCACGUGUAUUUCUUGGCAUUGCAUUAGCCGUGAUUUUGUUUAUUAUUUUUAAUUGA